Diaporthe citri is the source of this 1287-nucleotide messenger RNA. RefSeq lists its product as uncharacterized. Bases 1 to 1287 code for a protein of 428 amino acids. Gene Ontology annotation, molecular function: fatty-acyl-CoA binding; flavin adenine dinucleotide binding; glutaryl-CoA dehydrogenase activity. Gene Ontology annotation, biological process: fatty acid beta-oxidation using acyl-CoA dehydrogenase; fatty-acyl-CoA biosynthetic process. The transcript is spliced from 3 exons. NCBI's taxonomy places the organism in Eukaryota, Fungi, Ascomycota, Sordariomycetes, Diaporthales, Diaporthaceae. Gene Ontology annotation, cellular component: mitochondrial inner membrane. The record is from RefSeq and is a predicted model, not a curated record.
AUGUCCAGAGCCCUGCUUUCGAGAUGCGCCCGGCAGAGCGCCCCAGCACUGCGGGCCGGCGCCAGGCGAAACUACGCGGCAGCUGCAUCCUCCGCGCCGCCUUUUGACUGGCAGGACCCUCUCAAUGCGAAGAACCUCUUGACGGAGGAGGAGCUGGCCAUUUCAGAGACGGCGGAGAAGUAUUGCCAGGAGCAAUUGCUACCCAGGGUCCUUCAGGCCUACCGCGAUGAGAACUACCACCGCGAAAUCCUGACCGAGAUGGGCGAGCUCGGCCUGCUGGGCGCCACGAUCGACGGGUACGGCUGCGCCGGCGUGUCGACGGUGGCGGGCGGGCUGAUCACAAAGGCGGUGGAGCGCGUGGACUCGGGCUACAGGUCUGGCAUGUCGGUUCAGUCGUCGCUGGUCAUGGGCGGGAUCCACGAGUUCGGCACGGCCGAGCAGAAGGACAAGUUCCUGCCCGGCAUGGCGAGGGGCAAGAUUCUGGGCGCCUUCGGCCUGACGGAGCCGAACCACGGGUCCGACCCGGGCAGCAUGGAGACGACGGCGCGGCCGCACCCGGACAAGAAGGGCUACUACCUCCUCAGCGGCUCCAAGACGUGGAUCACCAACAGCCCCAUCUCGGACGUGUUCCUGGUGUGGGCGAAGCUGGCGGAGACGGGCAAGAUCCGCGGCUUCCUCGUCGAGCGGGACGCCUGCCCCCCGGGCACCCUCGAGACGCCCGCCAUCAAGCACAAGACGGGCCUGCGCGCCAGCAUCACGGGCAUGAUCCAUCUGGACGGCGCGCCCGUCGCCCACGAGAUGAUGUUCCCUGACAUCGAAGGGCUGCGGGGCCCCUUCUCGUGCCUCAACAGCGCGCGCUACGGCAUCGCCAUGGGCACCGUCGGCGCGCUCGAGGACUGCAUCGAGCGCACGAGGGCGUACGCGCUCGAGCGCCGCCAGUUCAAGAGCAACCCCAUCGCGAAGUACCAGCUGGUGCAGCGCAAGCUGGCCGACGCGGCCACGGACGCGGCGUACGGCAUGCUGGCGGCCAUCCAGGUCGGGCGCCUCAAGGACGAGGGCAAGGCGUCGCCCGAGAUGAUCAGCAUGAUCAAGAGGCAGAACUGCGACCGGGCGCUCGUCAACGCCCGGGUGCUGCAGGAGGUGUUUGGGGGCAAUGCCGUUAGCGAUGAGUAUGCUAUCGGCAGGCACGUUGCCAACUUGUUUGUCACGCAGACUUAUGAGGGCCAAAGUGAUAUUCACAGUUUGAUACUCGGCAGAGCCAUUACUGGUAUCCAGGCCUUUGUCUAG